UAAACCCUAAAACCAAUAAAGAUCGCGCGGUAGAAAAUAGUCGGGCAGGGUCAAGGGGGUUGUAGAAUUAUAGACGUUGCUGCAAGAAAUAAAUAAUUUAUUAUACCAAAUAAUUUCUUCCCAUUUCGACCGCUGCUGCAACACAUUGGCCGGAGUAAUGUGGCGAGUCGGGGCGAAGCUGGUUGUUGGGGCAACGCUCCUCGGCGGGGGAGCCGCGGGCGUCAACAUCUUCACCUCGGACGAUAUCUCGACGGCCUUCAACAUCUGUACCCUAGUUCCCGUACGCCUCCUGCGUGAUUCUCUCACAGCCGCUACCAUUGCCUUUGACUAUGGAUAUUCUUUGUGGGGUCUUAAGGAGGGGAGCAUCGAGUGGUCUAAAGCCAAGCAUGAAGUGCAUAAUAGAUGUGCACUUAGGCUGCAAGAAUUGUGCUUUCGUAAUGGAGGAAUCUAUAUCAAGCUUGGUCAACACAUUGGUCAACUGGAGUAUGUUGUUCCUCAAGAAUAUGUACAUAUUAUGAGAACCUCCAUGUUGAAAAGGUGCCCAUUUUCCUCUUAUGAUCAAGUGCGUAAAGUCUUAACCAGAGAGCUUGGAGGACUGCCCGAGGAAAUAUUUGAGGAGUUUGAUCCUGUUCCUUUGGCAAGUGCUUCCCUUGCACAAGUUCAUGCUGCUAGAACCCAUGAUGGAAAAAAUGUUGCCGUGAAGGUUCAGCAUACUCAUCUUACAGACACUGCUACUGCAGAUAUUGCCACUGUGACCUUGAUAGUGAAUGCCUUGAACUGGUUUUUCCCUGAAUUUGAUUAUAGGUGGUUGGUUGAUGAGAUACGGGAAAGCUCACCUAAGGAAUUGGAUUUCUUGUUUGAGGCCAGGAAUAGUGAAAAAUGCUUGGAGAAUUUUAAGAGGUUAUCUCCUCAUAUUGCUGACUGCAUAUAUGUCCCAAAGGUAUAUUGGGAUCUGAGCACAUCCAAAGUUCUGACUAUGGAAUAUAUGGAUGCAGCGGAAAUAACUGACUUAAUUACAAUUCAGAGACUUGGGAUUCAACUUUCUGAUGUUUCCAAACUAGUUAGUCAAGCUUUUGCUGAAAUGAUAUUUAGGCAUGGAUUUGUGCACUGUGAUCCGCAUGCUGCUAACAUGAUGGUUCGCCCUUUGCCAUCUGGUAGAAAGAACCUUUUUGGAAACCAUGAAUCAAACAGAAUGCUAACCCCCACAUCAAUGCUUGAAGUUCUUCAAGAAAUGAAGAUCUUAUCCCCAGUUAGUUUAGAAGGACAGAAAAAACCACAGUUAAUAUUGCUUGAUCAUGGUCUAUACAAAAAUCUUGAUUUUGCUACUAGAGUAAAUUAUGCUUCACUUUGGAAGGCACUAAUUUUUGCUGAUGUUAAUGGGAUUAAGGAGAAUAGUGUUAAGUUGGGUGCUGGUGAGGAUCUUUAUGCUCUAUUUGCUGGAGUUCUUACUAUGAGACCAUGGAAUAGGGUAAUCGAUCCAUCUGUGGAUCAUUUGAUUCUAGAAGGAAGUGAUACUGACCGCUCUGAACUUCAGAUGUAUGCCUCGCACUAUUUCACCCAGAUUUCAGAGCUAUUAAGAAGAUUACCACGUGUAAUUCUAUUAAUGCUAAAAACAAAUGACUGUUUGAGAGCUGUCAAUCAUGUUCUGCUGCAGGGAUCAUCUCUAGAGACUUAUCUUAUCAUCGGAAGAGUCUCUUCAAAAGCAGUGUCAGAGGCAAAGAUCAUAUCAUCGAACUGCUUCAUAUUGUCAGGCUUGAGCUUAUGGCUUGAGCAGAUGCUGCUGGAAGCUCGGUUAUUCAGCAUGAGGAUUGCAUUGUGGCUUUUGCAUAUCCAAAAGACACUGUAUUACAGAACAAAAAAAAAAGAGAUAUAGUCUGAAUAAAUACAAACAAAGAAAAACAUGAUUCGCCUUCGUCUUUCCUUUCUGGAACACAUUUAUUAGUAUUAGUUUUUUAGGAAUUAUUCAAUAAAUGUGCUCUGUUUACUUCAAUAUAGCUAGCGUGCAGUAUUGACUAGGAAAUAAUAACAAUUAUUUCUUAUAUAUGUUUUCGGUUCCAGACUUUUGGCAUUAUUGUAUCCGACCAAAAGUUUUCUAUUGAUUGCGUAAAGGAUAUUCUAAUA
Molecule: messenger RNA, 2121 nt
Organism: Dendrobium catenatum
Lineage: Eukaryota; Viridiplantae; Streptophyta; Magnoliopsida; Asparagales; Orchidaceae
Product: putative ABC1 protein At2g40090
Exons: 14
Coding region: 158-1873 (571 amino acids)
Biological process (GO): lipid homeostasis; mitochondrion organization
Cellular component (GO): mitochondrial inner membrane
Source: RefSeq, a predicted model, not a curated record